Colletotrichum destructivum is the source of this 246-nucleotide messenger RNA. RefSeq lists its product as uncharacterized. Bases 1 to 246 code for a protein of 81 amino acids. The transcript has a single exon. The record is from RefSeq and is a predicted model, not a curated record. NCBI's taxonomy places the organism in Eukaryota, Fungi, Ascomycota, Sordariomycetes, Glomerellales, Glomerellaceae.
AUGUUGUCGCUCCGCCCUCUCUACCUCCUGGCAGCGCUCGCGUUGAGCGGCACCGUCGGUCCGGAACCCUACAACACCUUCGACGGGCCCGGGUUCCUCGCCUGCCAUGACGUGGCGGCAGUCCACGACGCGAGGAGCGUGGACGAGAUCCAGUCAGUUCCUCUUCCGGGACGCCGCCGCCGCCGGCCGGAAGGUCCGCGCCUCGGGCAAGGCACACAUGUGGUACGACACCAUGUGCUCCAAUGA